Messenger RNA from Spodoptera frugiperda (fall armyworm), 1062 nucleotides. RefSeq names its product cyclin-dependent kinase 11B-like. The transcript is spliced from 2 exons. Gene Ontology annotation, cellular component: nucleus. NCBI's taxonomy places the organism in Eukaryota, Metazoa, Arthropoda, Insecta, Lepidoptera, Noctuidae. Gene Ontology annotation, molecular function: ATP binding; cyclin-dependent protein serine/threonine kinase activity. Gene Ontology annotation, biological process: regulation of mitotic cell cycle; protein phosphorylation. The record is from RefSeq and is a predicted model, not a curated record. Bases 1 to 1062 code for a protein of 353 amino acids.
AUGAAUUCUGUGAAGAGUUUCAACAUGUUGGAAGAAGUGAACCUAGAUUUACAGAACUGUAGAUCGAUUGAGGAGUUCCAUCUUCUCGAUAGAGUUAACGAAGGAACAUUUGGAGUUGUAUACAGAGCAAGGGACAAGACAGGAUUCUCCAUCGCCGCGCAGAGAGAGCUCGACCUACUGAUGGAGAUGGAGCACAUCAACAUUGUCACAGGGCACGAGAUCGCGGUGGGCUCCAGAAGUGACGAGGUAUUCCUAGUUAUGGAAUAUGUGCCAAACGAAAUGAACAGCUUAAUGCAUACAAUGCGUAACAACAGGGUAACGUUUGGCCCCGAACACGUAAAGUGCCUCAUGCUUCAAUUACUGACCGCCGUUCAAUAUCUCCACCACAGCCGUGUAUUUCACCGUGAUCUCAAACCAUCCAAUAUUCUAAUUACUGAAGAUGGCAUACUGAAGGUGGCAGAUUUCGGAAUGGCCCGAGAUUAUGAUAUCCCGUAUCAGCAAUAUACGCCGGUUGUGGUAACGCGCUGGUACCGUGCGCCCGAGCUGCUACUACACAGCGACACAUACGGCACUCCUAUAGACAUGUGGAGUGUCGGGUGCAUAUUCGCUGAGCUGAUGAAUUUGCAGCCGCUGUUUCCCGGGUCAUCCGAAAUUAAUCAGUUAAAAGUAAUUUUCGAGGUUCUGGGUACACCAUCAGACACAGUUUGGCCCGGCUAUAGCAAGUUGACACUGACAAGCAAUAUAAUAUUCGACGAGUUUCCAUCUGGCGGGUUGCGCAAGAAGAUAGACCAGGACCUACUCACGGAUAACGGAUUUUCUCUGCUGCUUGAGUUGUUGACAUACGAUCCGUCAAUGCGCGCGACAUCAACUGAGGCAUUGCUGCACCCUUACUUUGACGAGCAGCCGUUGGCGGUGGAGCCGGCCAUGUUUAUGACGUCGCUGUGGUCAGAGUACUCAGACUCUGAUACGGGAAAUGACCAGCAGUACUCCGGCUCAGACACAUGGUACGACGAGCAGUACUCCAGAACUGACACGGGAGAGGAUCUUACCUCUAAACACUAA